Messenger RNA from Vanrija pseudolonga, 561 nucleotides. RefSeq lists its product as uncharacterized. NCBI's taxonomy places the organism in Eukaryota, Fungi, Basidiomycota, Tremellomycetes, Trichosporonales, Trichosporonaceae. Bases 1 to 561 code for a protein of 186 amino acids. The transcript is spliced from 2 exons. The record is from RefSeq and is a predicted model, not a curated record.
AUGUCAGACCCCGCCAGGCGCAACAGGUCCAGCCGCUCCAGUAGCGUUGACAGCAACCUCACCCACUUCAACAAUGGCACCACCAGCUCGAACGCUCCGACUCUUGGCUUCCGUAGCAACGACACUCUUGCCAUCGUGAAGGGAGUCCAGGAGUACAUCAAUGCCAAGCUUUCCCAUGCGUGUGCGGCGAAGCACCUUGAGCGCGUCGCUGCAGCCAGGGCGGGCGGUAAGAUUCUCACAUACGUGAACGCUACCACGAUCACAAAGGUCAAGCUCCGCCCACUUGCUCCCGAAGACCCGCUCACCGCCUCGCGUGUGACCUUCUGGCACCGGCCCGAGAACAAGGCCCACCUGCAAGCCCAACUCGACGCCGUCGUCGACAAGGUGCUCGAUACCGAGGAUACGUCAACCUAUGGAUCCGUCACUGUGAUCAUCGUUCCCAUCAACUACCCAGGCACGAAUUACACGCCGCGCUUCAUCACGUUUGAGGUCGAGUGCGAGGUCGUUGUCGAGCCGGUGCGCCCUCGCCCCGAUGCUGCCGGGUGGCCCGAGAUGCCGUAG